Molecule: messenger RNA, 3517 nt
Organism: Nymphaea colorata (pocket water lily)
Lineage: Eukaryota; Viridiplantae; Streptophyta; Magnoliopsida; Nymphaeales; Nymphaeaceae
Product: pentatricopeptide repeat-containing protein ELI1, chloroplastic
Exons: 2
Coding region: 61-1974 (637 amino acids)
Biological process (GO): RNA modification
Molecular function (GO): RNA binding; protein binding; zinc ion binding
Source: RefSeq, a predicted model, not a curated record
UUGAGAGAGGGAUGGAAACCUGGCUACGCGCACUUUACAUUAAUCUGGUGAGGGCUGUUGAUGGAGGUAGUCGCCAUGGCCUCAACAGCAUUGUCGCCACUUCCUCACCACACAGCCACCACUAUUCAAGACCAACGUCCUUCCUCUCGCGUUUCUCUUCCACACCCACCUGCCGUCCUCCUCGAGAGGUGCAAGACUCUUGACCACGUCCUCCAAGUCCAUGCCGCUGUCGUCAAGCAAGGAUUGGUGCAAGACGAUCUUUUGAUGUUCAAGCUUCUCCGCUCCUACUCGAAUUCUGGGAGCACCCGACUCGCCCACCUCGUUUUCGACCGUAUAGCAGAACCGAACGUCUUCUUCUGGACGGGCCUCAUCCGGUCUUACUCUGUUAAUGGUCACCAUCCUCAAGCUAUCUCUUUGUAUUACCAGAUGCAGGGACGUGGGGUCCAGCCAAAUGCAGUCACUUUGUCUACGGUCUUGAAGUCGUGUUCCGUGGAUUUCGCAUUGAGAGAUGGGGAAUGCAUUCACGGGCAUGCGCUGAAGUUGCAGCUCGUUUCCGAUGUGUUUGUGAAGUCCGUGUUGAUCGAUAUGUAUGCAAGGUGUGGACGAGUUCAGUCUGCACGCCAAUUGUUUGACGAAAUUACAGAAAGAAAUGUGGUCGCUUGGACUGCCAUGAUCACGUGCUAUGCGAAAUUGGGUGAUGUUGAUGUAGCGCGUAUGCUGUUUGACAAAAUGCCUGAGAGGGAUGUGGUGUGCUGGAAUGCCAUGAUUGAUGGUUAUACCCAGCAUGGCAAGUGCAGCGAGGCGUUGGCUCUGUUUCAAUCGAUGUUGAGGGAAUUUAAUAUGAAGCCCAAUGAGGUGACAAUGCUUUCGGUUAUAUCAGCCUGUGCCCAGUUGGGUUCUAUUGAGUCUGGAAGAUGGGUUCAUUCGUAUGUUAGGAAUAUUGGGCUUCAUACGAGGGUGCGUGUGAACACGGCUUUGAUAGAUAUGUACUGCAAGUGUGGUGAUUGGGAUGAUGCUUGCUAUGUCUUUGACAAUAUGCAGGAGAGGGAUAUAGUGUCUUGGAAUGCCAUGAUUGCAGGCUAUGCCAUGCAUGGCAAGAGCAAAGAGGCUUUGCAGCUGUUCUCAGAGCUGACUGAAUUAGAAUUUCAACCAACUGACAUAACCUUCAUUGGGUUACUGAAUGCAUGUAGCCAUGCAGGUCUUGUCAAUGACGGGCGCAAGUUUUUUGAGUCCAUGAGGGAUAAGUUUGGGAUUGAGCCGAAGAUUGAGCAUUAUGGUUGCAUGGUGGAUUUACUUGGCAGGGCUGGACUAUUGGAUGAAGCUUACGAACUUGUAAAGAGUAUGCGAAUUGCACCUGAUCCUGUUCUUUGGGGAAGUUUGCUUGGUGCAUGUCGACUUCAUGGUAAUAUUAAGCUUGGUGAGCAGAUAGCUUCAUUUUUAAUGGAGAAUGGCCUUGCUAAUUCUGGGACUUAUGUUCUCCUUUCAAACAUGUUUGCUGCUGCUGGCAAUUGGAAAGAGGCAGCAAGAGUGAGGACUCUAAUGAAAGACAGUGGGGUUCAUAAAGAACCAGGCUGUAGUUCAAUUGAAGUGAACAAUAAAACCCAUGAGUUUCUUGCAGGGGAUAUGAACCACCCAAGAUGCAAGGAGAUCCAUAUUAUGUUGGAUAAACUAAAUGAAUUGCUAAAGUUAGAAGGAUAUGUUCCACAAACCGAGAUCGUGUUGCAUGACAUAGAAGACAAGCAUAAAGAGCAAUCACUUGCCAUUCACAGUGAGAGGCUGGCUAUUGCUUUUGGACUUAUUAGCACUGAACCUGGGACUACCAUUAAAAUUGUUAAAAAUCUUCGUGUCUGCGUGGAUUGCCAUACUGUUACUAAAAUGAUUUCCAAGAUAACUGGUCGUAAGAUUGUUGUCCGAGAUAGGAGUCGAUUUCACCAUUUCAUUGAUGGGACUUGCUCAUGUGGAGAUUAUUGGUGAGUGUAGUAUCAAAGCUUGACCUCACUAGCUGCAUCAUUGCCCCAAGCGCAAAGAUCAAAAGCUUGUAUCGUCUGUACAUUGAAGUGCUGAUUUGCGCAUCUUCAAGUAUCGGUUUUCCAUUUCAUAGACGGGACUUGUGCAUGUUGAGAUUACUGAUGUGAAAUGAAAUGGAUCCUAAAUGCUGCUUGGCUUGCCUAUCAAUUCCCCUGCUGCCUGUGUUUGGAGGUGCGUAUGUUAUCAAUGUCCAAUUCUUGAUGAUUGCAUCAAUGUAAAUUAUUUUCUGUAUGUAACCCAAGGGAUCUUAUUUUUCACUAUCACGUGCUUGCGCAUAUGUAUUCAAUAAAAACUUCAGAUAGGAAUUUUUCACAACCAGAAAAGAGGUGAUAUUUGUGUUCUGGAAUGGAAAUUGACGUUUAUGAUUGCUGUCCAAAAAUCCCUAAGGGCCAUCUACAAAAUGUGAAAGGUACGAGUCAUUCCUCUAGUAUCUGCGUCUACAUGAGUUCUACAUUCUGCUGUCCUGUAACAUGAAUUUCCCGUGAAUGGAUUGCCAAGAACUCUCCUUAACCAAUCAUUUGAUGAUCAGUAGUGACAGUCUCUCAUGGAUUCAAGCUAUCGGCAUGAGGUGACUGUAAAGAACCACCAUAAUGUCUUUAUAACUAAGGCUGUUUCAACUAAUUACUUAGGAUAAGACUGAUAUGACACAGAAAUCACAAGACAUCAGGCCAUGCAAAUAAUAUUGCAUUUAUGUUGCCAAAAUGGCAACAAUGCAAGGCAAGGGAGGAAGCCGUUAUUUAAAUAAUUUUGAAACAGAUUCUGAAAUAAAUCCUCUUAUAACUGCCCUAUGAUUUGGGGAGUAAUUCUUGCUUAACGUUGUAAUCAAAGUCUACGUAUAUGAAAUGCCUUAACACUAUUGACACAAGGUCGGUGAUGACCUUCCAUGGGUAAAUAAAUGGCCCACAUUAAAAUCAUUUUAUUUGCUAAUUUUUCAUUUUUCAACAUGGUAUGAAGCAGGUUGCUUGCUGAAGAAGAUCGGAGCCUGAAGAUAGCCUGCAGACCAAGGAGAUCGCUGCCUUCUUCACCAAAUCAAGGACUUGACCCGGUUUUGAUCAAAAUCUUCAAGGAGCAAAUUUGGCUUUUCGGAUCGGCACCAGAGUGAUGGCGCGAUUGACGUUUGUAAAAAAAAUGCAGAAAACUUGGACUAUCCAUUCCACCGUGCAGUUUGAGGGAGGAUGUAAACAACCAAUAUCACGUCUUUAUUUCAAUUCAUUAAUUAGGACAAGGCUGAUAUCACACAGAAAUCACAAGAUAUCUAGCGAUGCAAUAAAAUUGCAUCUAUGUGACCAAAAUGGUAAUGCAAGGCAAAGGAGGGACCCAUUAUUCAAAUAUUUUAAAAUAGAUUCUGAAUUAAGUCCUCUUUUAACUGCUCCUUGAUUCGGGCAGUAAUUUUUGUUUAUCUUUGUAAUCAAAGUGUAUAUAUAUAUAUGAAAUGCCUUAGCACUAUCGACUUAUACUCGAAGUCGAUGGUGGCCUUCUGUGCUGUGAU